This is a messenger RNA of Ixodes scapularis (black-legged tick), 4965 nucleotides long. RefSeq names its product vitellogenin-6. Gene Ontology annotation, biological process: lipid transport. The transcript has 25 exons. The coding region runs from base 110 to 4723 and encodes 1537 amino acids. Lineage: Eukaryota; Metazoa; Arthropoda; Arachnida; Ixodida; Ixodidae. The record is from RefSeq and is a predicted model, not a curated record. Gene Ontology annotation, molecular function: lipid carrier activity.
CCAAUGGCUACGCGGGGUCCGGACCCUACUUAAGCGGGCCCAGGAAGACGAUGCCUUCAGUGCUCACUCCUUGGGGAAUGGGAGCGAGUUGCUAAGGAACUGCAUCGUCAUGAGAGUCCCCUACGUUCUGCCCGUCCUGUUCCUUGCCGCCGCUUCGGCCUUCGAAGUGGGCAAGGACUAUGUGUACCACUACAACGGAAAGAUGCAAGUCUACAACCCGGAGCAGCCCCUGCAGUCCUCGGGUUUCGCCUUCCGAAGCAAGGUCGUCGCCCAGCCCAGGCCCGACCACACGCACUUCAAGAUAAUCGACUUUGAGGUGGACAGUUUCAACGGGGAUCAUGUUCAUGUCGGUGAACACGAGUUCAACUACCACUCCACGGAGGCACUGAAGCAAUUCAUCGAGAGGCCCUUCGCCGGCAAGUUCUCCGAAGGAAAGCUCGAAGAAGCUGAGCUGAGCAAGAGCGAACCUAAGUGGGCCAGGAACCUCAAGAAGGGAGUCCUCAGCAUUUUCCAGCUGGACUUGGUCAAGGGUCGCCACGACCACCCCCACGCCAAGCAGUUCCACGUGAGGGAGGAAGGUCUCCACGGGAACUGCGACACACUCUACGUUGUCGCCGAGGAGGAAGGUCACCUCAAGGUCACCAAGAUCAAGAAUCUCGAGAAAUGUGACAAGGAACACUACGCCGUUUAUGGAAGGAUCAAGGGGCAUGAGUGCGUCGACUGCGAAGCCCAGGAGACUCACCCUUUCGUAGCCACCUCUCAGGUCAAGUACAGACUCGACGGAACUCCAGAACACUACGUCAUCAACCACGCCUGCGCCACCUCAGAGAAUGUCUUCAGGCCCUUCGGUCAAGGGAAAACCUUCGUUGCCCAGCUCAACCGUACCUUGGAUUUGGAGGAGGUGCACGACGCCAACACCGACACUCAGCUUCCGGAGGACCUGGAGAAGGUGCACCACAUCGCGCAGACAUUCCCCGAGUCUGAUGAGGUGGAAAGCCUGGAGGAACUGAAGCACGUCAACCGCUACGUGACCACCUUUGAUCUCUCGACCGACAAAGACAAGUUCAUCUCUGGUCUCAACCACCUUGCUGCAUUGGAGUACGAAGAUUCCGACAUCAAGGACGUUCACAGCAAGGAAAGCGGUGGACUAAACUUCCUGAUUUUGUUCGGCUCGCUUGCCUCCAUGCCCUUUGAAGAUAUCGCCCACGUGUACGAGCAAGCCGUUGCCAAUGCACCGGAAGCAAGUAAGAGUCAAGUCAGAAAGGUGUUCCUGGACCUGCUCUCAGCUGUCGGAAACAACCCUCACGCAGCGUUCGGUCUGCAACUGGUCAAGGAAGACAAACUCACUGACGAAGAGGCUGAGCACUUCCUCGCCAAGCUGGCGCUAAACCUAAAGGAGAACAGCCCCGCUCUUCUGACCGAACUUGCCGAGGUGUGUGAGCACGUGAAGCCUAAACGACCAGUGUGGGUCAACUGCCAACUCGCUCUAAGUAGCCUCGCAGGCCAAGAGGGCUGCGUCCGUGCCAAGACUGACAAGGAACACGACGAGGGAUUCUGCAAGCCCUCUAUUGUUUCGCACUUCUUUAACUAUGAGAUUAAGCCAGAAGACAAGAAGGACCAGCCAGAAUACAAGAGGACGGUGUACAUGAAGGCUGCGGGCAACUUGGCCACCAGGGGCGCCGUGCACUACCUGGAGCGCUACGUUUCGGACACAAACCAGCCGGAGUACCGGAGGUCAGCCGCCCUCUGGGCAAUGGUUCGGGCUGCUCCGCACCACCACGAACUGGUACGCGACGUCGCACUCCCAGUGUACAAAAACAAGAGCGAGACGGCCUACCUGCGUAUCGGGGCAUUUGUGAACGUCCUAAUGACCAAACCCGACCUCUACCUGCUCAAGUACAUCGGACACAACAUCAUCGACGACCCCAGCGACCAGCUGGCGUCCUACGUGACCAGCGCCUUCCGCAGCCUUGUGAAAUCCAAGUACCCGUGCCACCAAGAACUGGCUCAGCACCUUCGCUACGUCGUGCCCAUGUGGAACGACGUAAGCCGGUUUGCCAAGCCGCUGGACCAUACCAAAUCGCAGGUCAUCCUCUCUUCCGGCUACGACCCCAAGUUCGACUACGGCGGAUCCAGUGUCUUUGCCCAAGUACGGGCCGACGACAGCUACCUACCGAGAGAAGUGUAUUUCAGCGCAAAGGACUAUUUCCACGGCCGCUCCUUCGAGUCAGUUUCACUAAAGUUUGAGAGCUGGGGUCUGGACACGCUUCUGAACCACGUCGUGGGACCUCAGCCCGGAUCCACCAAGAACCUGUGGAACGUCUUUGGGCGACGUCGCUUCACCAGGGAUGCCUCGGCAAAGGACCUCCAGGAAGUUGAGGCUGCUCUUCCCAUCACUGACCGGGAUUAUGACCAUGUCUACGGCCGCCUGAGUCUCGAUCUCUACGGUCAUGCCUUCGACACCUGGGAAUUCGACGAGAGCAUUCUGCAGGAACUGAGCAAGGGAGAGGGAGAAGAGGCACCAGGCGACAAGCUGAAGAACCUGCUAGGCGAAUCAAAGCGUAAGAAGGCCUUCAUCCUCAGCAAGGACAUCUGCAUUAUUGUACCCAGCGAACUUGGUGUUCCCGUAUUCUACGACAUCAAGCAAGUCGAAUACAUGUACAUCAACCCCAAGAAGUUUGCCUUUGAUCAAACGCAAGAUGCCAAAUUUGCCAUGGACGUAGAAAGGCACUACGUACACGAAAGCCGUGCCUUCAGCAUGUUCGGUGUCGCUCUCACCUUCAACAAGACGUCCUUGGGAACGGGCUCCGAUAGUCAGACCAUCAUAAAUCUGCCGAUCGACCUGAAAAUUACCCUGGAUCCUAUUCACAAGAAGCUGAGCAUGAAGCGCCCGCUGAGCCUGCCCUGGAACGUCCUGAACCACCACUUCCGCCCGUUUACCUUUGUCAUGUCCUACGACAUAAACGAAGAUGUUACCACAGCCGAAACCAAGAUGACCCAGGCUAUGUACCCUCUCUACAACAAGGAAGAACUUACCGAGUUUGAUCGUAACUACUUCGGCGAGGUGUUGGGCUAUGGCCUGAACGUGAAGGGAAGCCUCCUCAGCAAGGGGCUCAAGAAGGGACUGCACGACUACUGGUACGAGAGCGAUGACCGCCAGAAGUUCUACUAUGCCACUCUAAACCCUGAGUGGCACCCACGUGAACUGCAGUUCACCGUCGUUCCAGCUGCACAAGAUGCCACAACUGAGGUAGAGGUCGAUCUCGGCUACAAGUUCCUCGAGCCCGAUGACCCACGGGAGAGUCACUUCGAAGCUCACGACAACGUCGGCGACGACGCUGAGGUUCCGUCCACUCACGUGCUGAACCUCGACUACACUCUGAAGGGCACCAAGGAACGCAAGGUGUCCGCGGAACUGAGAUACUCCUUCACCAAGGACCUCCUCAAGCACAAAGUACAGCUCUUCUAUGACCGAACACCAUUCCACCCGAAGGAGCAAGACCACACGAAGGUCUGCCUGGAUGUCAUAUCGAAGUUCCCAGAGCCCGACUGGGAAAGGCUGAGUAACCUCGCCGUUUUCCAUGAGGGCAAGGACAUUGAAUCUCAGCUGAACCUCCACUACGGAAGCAACUGUGUAGACCAGUCUAGCAUUACUUUUAAGGGAAAGUAUACGCACACGGACGACGAGGAGAAGCAGAUUCGAGAGAACGCAGAAGGCAAGCCGCUGGGAAUCAACCGAAUGAAGAAGUACACCCUGCGUCGGCCGUACAAAAAGUGCACCGAGCACCAGAAGCGGGGCGUUCCCCUAAACUUUGAGUGCAUGAAGUACCUGUACUACACCAGUCGCCUGGGUAAAUUGACAACGGACGUCGAGUACAAGAACCUCAAGCCGCUGUUCCCCAUGCUGCUGAAGUACUACAAGAAGGUCCACAAGGAGGGCGGUUUCCUAAGCACCCUCGCGUCCCACGUCCACGGACCAACCGGAAAGCUCCACGUCGUCUCUCAAGUGCCUCCGGUUGAGAAGUACUCGGACAUUGUUGUGACCACCGAGGACGGUCACUCCUUCCACCAUGACCACGUUCCCAUCUACAGCCACUUGCUCGAGCCUAGGAUUUUCUCUGUGCUGGGAUACUCGAACAUGGUUAACUACAUCUCCUACUACAAACAGAAACAUUGCGAUCUUCAAGGCAAGAGCCUCCGAACCUUCGACAACGUCGUCGUGAACCUUCCCGAGACUGACUGCUUCAAGGUGGUUGCCAAGGACUGCUCUCCCAACAAGAGGUUCACGGUUCUGGCACGAGCUACCGGAAACGCCGCACUCCCCAAGGCGUUGAAGGCCUUCAUCCAGUCAACCAAGGUCGAGCUCCUGCCAGUUUCCGCCGAUUCUGGACUGGUGCUCCGCGUCGACGGCAACAAGGUGGAUCUGACGCCGGGAGUACCUUACAGCCACACCGCGCACGAUGUCGAGCUCUUCACGGUCACGCAGCACAACAAGUACUUUGAAGUGAUGUCGCAGCCUUACGGGGUCUUCAUUGGCUUCGACGGGAACGUGCUCUUUGUGCAGACCGCCAACUUCUACCGCGGCAAGCUGUGCGGUCUUUGCGGCGACUACAACUACGACCGGCAGCACGAGCUCGUGGGCCCCAACCUCCACCACUACAACGACACCCUGGAGUUCGCCAAGAGCUACGUCGUUCCCGCGUCCGACUGCACCGCGCCUUGAGCACCGUCUUGCGUCAACAUCGUCGUUCAACCUUAUUUCUGCCGCUCCUUGCGAGCCGGUAUUUUCAUUCAUUAGUAACGAGAUGAUGUGAAAGUGCAAGUGUCGUGUCAAGACUGUAGUUGUUAGAAUAAUGGCAAAGCCCCGAGAGCCUCGAGACAACGGGAUGACGGUUUGUGUGAACGUUUGCAAUGCCAUGGGCGCUUGUUCGACAUGAGAAAAACAAAUAAAUACAUGAAGCAGAA